AUGAAGCCAGCACAGAUCAGAUUCUCUCUACAGAGACCUCUACAGCACAGAGAUCCAGACAUGGCACCUACAAUCACUGCAGCAAUGACCAACUCUCAGGACCAUCUGACUCUGACCCACAAGCUCAGAAAGCCUCUGGUGGAGAAGUUACGCAGAGAGCGAAUCAACAGCAGCAUUGAGCAGCUCAAGUCUCUCCUGGGUCCAGAGUUCCUCAAACAGCAGCCAGACUCCAAGCUGGAGAAAGCAGACAUCCUGGAGAUGACAGUUUGUUUCCUGACACAGCUGCAGCAGCAGAAUCAGCAGCACAGAAGACUGCUCAACCACUUCAACAAGCUGCAGUCUUCCUCUGAUAACAACCUGACAGAGGCUGACUUCUCUCCUCUGAGCUCCACAGUCCACACCAGCAUCACCAAAGAGAAGAGUCCAGUCAACGGCGCCCUCUGGAGGCCGUGGUAGACACCUACAGACU
Toxotes jaculatrix (banded archerfish) is the source of this 469-nucleotide messenger RNA. RefSeq names its product enhancer of split mbeta protein-like. NCBI's taxonomy places the organism in Eukaryota, Metazoa, Chordata, Actinopteri, Toxotidae. Gene Ontology annotation, cellular component: nucleus. The record is from RefSeq and is a predicted model, not a curated record. The transcript is spliced from 2 exons. Gene Ontology annotation, molecular function: DNA-binding transcription factor activity, RNA polymerase II-specific; RNA polymerase II cis-regulatory region sequence-specific DNA binding; protein dimerization activity. The coding region runs from base 1 to 456 and encodes 151 amino acids. Gene Ontology annotation, biological process: regulation of neurogenesis; anterior/posterior pattern specification; regulation of transcription by RNA polymerase II.